This is a messenger RNA of Trypanosoma rangeli, 1209 nucleotides long. RefSeq lists its product as uncharacterized. The record is from RefSeq and is a predicted model, not a curated record. Lineage: Eukaryota; Euglenozoa; Kinetoplastea; Trypanosomatida; Trypanosomatidae. The transcript has a single exon. Bases 1 to 1209 code for a protein of 402 amino acids.
AUGGUCACUCUGCUAAACGGGGGGUUUCUCUUUCUUGGCGUGAAGGGGCAGUUGUUUCUGCUAGAGAAGGGCACACACCAGGAAGCGCAAAUCGUAUAUGGAGGCGAGGUUUCCGCCUUUGCGUGUCGAGAGGAUGAGAACAUAAUGGCUUUGGCGUUCCCACCGUCACCUGGCGAGGAGCUAUGUAUCGUGCGGUUGUACGUUUUUGCAUGUAAUGAGCUUGGUGAGGCCUUGGGCGAGGUGAUGCAUGCGCAAGUGACACAGGUGCUUUGGGUGGGCCUGAAGCAUCUUGUUGUCUGCGGCCCUGCAGGGUGUACAAUAUACGUGUGGGACGGUGAAAAGCUUAAGUUUUUUGUCUCUGAUCCUGCUACCAGUUCUUUCAUGCAGGGGACUCGUCUGGGUCUCUUUUACGGGGCGACUCAAAACGUGCAGUACUGGAAUUUGGAUACGAAUCGAAUGAUGGACGCUGUCAAGUUAUCUUUGCAGGGUCGUCGCUUGAUCACUGCUGUGGGUGUAGGAUACUUUGGGUUUGCGCUUUACGACGACGGGUCUGUGCAGGUGUUUUACGUGACGAAGAGCAACAUCAAGAAAAUUGGCUUCUUUAGUCGCCUUCUCCUCGUUACCGAGGAGAACCUGGCGAAGGGUAGUGCGGCAUCGCCUCUCCUGGCGUGCGCCCUUUCGUCUCGCAAAGUGCUCAUAGGCUUGUAUGGCACUGACACCGUACACAAGCUGGAGUACCGGAACGAAAAGGUGGUAGUGGACAGCAUGCAGGAGAAUCUUCCGCCCCCCUACGUGCUCAUGGCUAUCUCACGUGAUGGUCGGCGUUGUCUGGCACGCAACACGGAAACCAAUAAGUGCCAUGCCUUAGUACUGAAUUUUUGUGGGCCGAGGGAGACGCCCGCGGAAGAGAGGGAUAAACAUAAAUUCCACGUGGCCUCCGAGAGGAUUGGAAGCAACGGCACCGCAACACUGGCAGCUGUGAGGGACAAGCGCCAUGUUGCAUCAUCUGCUGGCGAGGGUGCCCCCGUGUCGUCCGCGAGGUCGAGGGAGGCGGGAACGCAGCGGUCAAAGAAGGAUGACAGCACCGAGAGGAGUGAAGACCCCCAAAAGGGCAUUGCUGAUGGGGUGACACUGACGGCUGCUGGAUUUGCUGCGCUGGCGCUGGCGGUGGUCGUGCUGGUGCAGCGCGUCCUUUCUCCACAGCGGUAG